AUGCAAGAUUAAAGAUAUCAAUAUUUAAUAGGGAAAUAUCAUUUCUAAUUGGAAUAGUUUAACUUCAAUAAGGCUUUUGUUAAAAGGUGUUUAGUAUCAAAGGAUUAAAGAUUUGUUGCAAUAAGUGUUAGAGGAUGUUAUGAUAAUAAUUUAGAGAAAAAAAAUUAUCAUUAUUACUAUCAAAUUUGGAGUUUAGAAGAAAGAAAAUGCAUAAAAACUUAUCAAAUAAUUUUAUGUUCACCUAUAUCCUAAUUCAUGUGUGGGUUUUCCGAAUGUUCUUAAUAUUUUGUAAGUUUUAAUUGCAAUUGUGAAAUGACAAUAGUUCAUUUGGAAGCAUAAAAAGAAUGCUUUACAGUCAGUUUACCUGGACAUUAAGUUAUAGAUAAAUUAAUGAUUAAAUAAGGUUUAGUAUUUAUUAUUGUAGAGCAACUAAUAUAUGUUUAUAGUUUAGUUGAUGGUACACCAAUAUAAAAAAUAGAACUUGAUUUCAAAUAAGAGAAUUUUUUGCCAUUAGAUGCAUUAAAAUUUCUGGUUUCAAAUAAUUAAAGAAAAUCUGUAUAAAUUUGGUAAAGGAUAGAUAAGGGAAUAAAAAAAUAAAAAGAAAUAUUCCCAAAAAAUAGAUAUGAUGAAUUAUUUGAUUUUGAGAAUAGGAUAAUUAUUGGAUAAUAAUAAAUGUGUAUACAUUUACUUUCGCCUAGCAAAUUAUAAAUUAUAAGGAAAAUUACAAUAGAAUAUUAAUUCUAUAAUAUUAUUAUUGAUCAUAAUAUUUCUAUAUUAAAUAUUUAUAGAAGUUUAUGUCCAGAACAGAAAAAACUUGUUUAUUUUAAUUGUUUUCCUGAGAUCUAAACUUUUGAGUCCAAUCAUCAUAAUGAAGUAGAUUAUACCUUUGAAAAUAUGUAUUUUUAUUCAGGGAUUGUUGUUGGAUGGGAUUAUGAUAAUCCAAAUAAAGUAGGAUUUAUGAUAUAUAAAUUUUCAAAUUGA
This is a messenger RNA of Paramecium pentaurelia, 981 nucleotides long. Lineage: Eukaryota; Ciliophora; Oligohymenophorea; Peniculida; Parameciidae. The record is from the annotation of a GenBank genome assembly.